This is a messenger RNA of Lotus japonicus, 607 nucleotides long. RefSeq names its product hydrophobic protein RCI2A. The transcript has 3 exons. NCBI's taxonomy places the organism in Eukaryota, Viridiplantae, Streptophyta, Magnoliopsida, Fabales, Fabaceae. The coding region runs from base 115 to 279 and encodes 54 amino acids. The record is from RefSeq and is a predicted model, not a curated record. Gene Ontology annotation, cellular component: membrane.
ACACUCCUUUGACAUAACACGUUAACAUUCAUUUACAUUUUGCAUAGCAAGAAGUUCCUGUUUUUGCAACUUUGAAAGGAAAAAGAGUUAAUUAGACAACUCCAGAGAAAAAAAAUGGGCACAGCAACAUGCGUAGACAUCAUUCUUGCCAUCAUCCUACCUCCUCUUGGAGUUUUCCUUAGGUUUGGAUGCAAGGUGGAGUUCUGGAUCUGUUUGCUGCUGACAAUUUUAGGUUAUAUACCUGGAAUUAUCUAUGCUAUCUACGCUAUCACCAAGUGAUCAACCUUUAUAGCUUCAGUGGAGAAUGAAUAAACGUCAAGGGUGUUUCUGUCUUUUGGUUCUGAUACUGGUGUUUCUCUAAAAUUGGUUGCUGAGGGUCAAGACUGAUUUUUAUCCCCACCUCACAAAAAAAAAAAAAAAUUAUGUAAAUCAUUGUCCAUUGUAUUUAUUAUAUGCUGGUUCUAAUGAGUGUUUUGUUUUGGGCAUCUGUGAGAGGAGUGUGUAAGAGUGUCUAGAUUUGGUAUAGAAGAGCACAACUUUUUUUUUUUUCAAUUUUUGUAUUAAUGUGUUCACUAUGAAGUAAUAAAUUUCCUUUCAUUUUCGUUUA